AUGGAUUUUUCAAACGACGGAGCCUCCAUCUACCACCGCAGUCUUGCGGUAUACAUCCGCCGUGACGGCGAUCUUAUCCGCUGCCACGGGAAAAAUUGCCAAUGGGUCAGCUCGUCCUGGCCCACGAUCCGUACCACAGUCCUGAAAGGAAGUUCGGAGCCUUUGCACCAGUCCAAAAGCCAUGCACUAUCACGUCUUGAAAUGAGUGAUCCCGACCCUGAGAUUGGCAACCUAGAAAUCUAUGAGAUACAAAAACAAAACCAAAAUGAAGUUGCGGGAUUAAUCCUCAAAAAGAUGUCCCGGAAAAGCUCCAUGGACUUCGAUAAAUUCUUCUCGGCUCUUAUCCUGACUCAAAUGCAGCUGGGUUCUCUCGAAUCGUCAGCCGAAAACAACUCAGUCACCCAAGCAAUCGUAGAUCUAUUCGAUAAACAACUGCGAUAUCAGGUGCCGAACGACCAGUGGGAGAUCAAAGGCCGGGAAUAUUUCACUUCCAAAGUGCGGUAUUAUACCUCUCGCAACCUCCGGCUCGAGUUGUGUCUUCCUGCAUUCCCAUGCAAGUCAUCCAACCCGGAAAAGGUUGCGACAACCCUCCCCGACAAAGGCGAGGAAAUAGCGCUGAGGAGACUGCACGAAUUUGCACAAAAAGUUGAGACGAUAUACAAGCCAGGGGCUCAAGUCUGGAUCAUCAGCGAUGGACAUGUGUUCAGCGACUGCAUCGGGGUUGAUGACCAGACUGUAGACGACUAUGGCGCCCACCUGAAGACACUUAAUAACGCCAUCAGUUCAUCUUUCAAAGGCCCUAGAGAUCGGGUGCGUUUUCGAUCCCUGGUUGACAUGUUCGACCUCGACGUCAGCGAUGUUCCCAGCUAUGAAAAGCUAGGAAUUCCAAAUCUGAAUCAUCAUAUUGCAACCACUCUGAAAGAUGAUGCGGAACUCUGCCGCCGCAUCCUGAUGGCCGGCUGUCAGCCUAACGAGGCCGGGCUGAGGGCACGAAUCAACUCCCAAGAUGCCUCCAUUCUAGCGUUAUACCGUGGCUUUUCACGGUUUAUGCUUGAGGAUCUUGACUUGCAUCCGCUCACCCAGGCACUCUCGCGGUCUCAAAGAAAAAAGUUGGCGACCAAAGUUUCUUUCGAAAUGAUUCUGCGAAAUCAAGCCUAUUCCAAUCUCGUCGAACUGAUGUGUCCAGAUCAUGUUCGGCUCUCGAUCCAUGCACACAACAAUUCUGGUCCAAAGUUUGGUAUCCGGCUAUUUGACACCAAAAUAUACCGCGCCACACAUAGCCUCGAUAAAGGUGAUGGGGAAGCCUCAUCUGCCGAUCUUUUGCACAUCCCAACCCCGUGGCACAACUGCGUCGCCACAUUCCCAGGCGAGCCAGUUAGCUAUGUUACAAAAUCGAAAGCCAUCACAGACGCAUUGUCGACCCCACGAUAUACCGGAGCCUGGGUGGAGGGUGACCUUGCGGAAGGGAAAGGCGGCUUUUACUCCCUUUACAGACCUGUUCCACCACCGGCGCCGGCGCCGGCCCCCAAACAAGCUUCAAAAGAAGAAUUGGAACGGGUGGUGGUCCGCCAAGACAAGCCACUGGAAGCAAUUUCCGUCAAAGGAAGUGGAAUGGCCCGGAAAACUGUGCGGUCUAUGGUUCUCAAUAUCCCGUUGGCCAUCUACAAUCUUUGCAUCAACUCGUUGAGGUUCAGCCGGGCCUGGCUCAUGGCUUAUGUCAGCCAGUCACAUUAG
Molecule: messenger RNA, 1734 nt
Organism: Ophidiomyces ophidiicola
Lineage: Eukaryota; Fungi; Ascomycota; Eurotiomycetes; Onygenales; Onygenaceae
Exons: 2
Coding region: 1-1734 (577 amino acids)
Source: RefSeq, a predicted model, not a curated record